This is a messenger RNA of Ictalurus punctatus (channel catfish), 1601 nucleotides long. RefSeq names its product pancreatic triacylglycerol lipase. Gene Ontology annotation, biological process: lipid metabolic process. The transcript is spliced from 13 exons. Lineage: Eukaryota; Metazoa; Chordata; Actinopteri; Siluriformes; Ictaluridae. The record is from RefSeq and is a predicted model, not a curated record. Gene Ontology annotation, molecular function: protein binding; triacylglycerol lipase activity. The coding region runs from base 104 to 1537 and encodes 477 amino acids.
GCCAGUUCUUCACCUGGACUUUUCCCUUUCACAGACAAAUAACACAGACACACACAUAUAUAUAUAUAUAUAGGUAUAUAGGGAGCUGGGGAAUAUAUCUCAGAUGUGGAUUUUAUGGAUUGGAGGACUUUUAAACUGCCUUUUUGGGGCGGUAUAUGGUGCGGAGGUAUGCUUUGACAAGCUGGGAUGCUUUUCUGAUGAGAUUCCAUGGAGUGGCACUACUGAAAGACCCAUCGCACGCCUACCAUGGAGUCCUGAGAGGAACAAUGCCCGCUUUCUUCUUUUCACACAACAGAACACUGGUUGCUACGAGGAAAUCAGUACAAAUGCAAAUGUCAUUGCAGAGUCUACAUAUCGACCAAGCAGAAAGACUCGUUUUAUAACCCAUGGAUUUCUCGACAAAGGGGAUGAAAAUUGGCUUCUUGACAUGUGUAAGCUUAUGCUGAGCCUGGAGGAUAUAAACUGUAUUUGUAUAGACUGGAAAUCUGGUUCAAGGACAGGGUACGUACAGGCAGUGAAUAACAUUCGAGUGAUCGGAGCUCAGAUAGCUUAUAUGAUUUCCAUCUUUAAGGAAAGUUUCCAGCAGAAUCCUGAAAAUGUGCACAUUAUUGGGCACAGCCUGGGUGCACACAUGGCUGCAGAGGCUGGUCGAAGGACACCGGGGCUGGGAAGAAUUACAGGUUUGGACCCGGCUGAACCUUAUUUCCAGGGCUGUCCUCCUCUGGUAAGACUGGACCCCAGCGAUGCCCUGUUUGUUGACGUCAUUCACACAGAUACGCUUCCUAUGAUCCCCUGCCUUGGACUUGGAAUGUCUGAAGCUGUUGGACACCUUGACUUUUACCCAAAUGGAGGAGAAAGCAUGCCUGGUUGUAAAAGCAUGCUUGGUUGUGAAAAGAAUAUAAACUCAGAAACUGUUGACAUUGAUGGCAUUUGGGAAGGUAUCCGUGACUUUUUUGGUUGCAAUCAUCUGAGAGCCUACAAGUACUACAGUCAUAGCAUCCUAAACCCCAAAGGCUUUCUAGGAUACCCCUGUUCCAACAAGACCAUGUUUGAGUCUGGGCAUUGCUUCCCAUGUGCUUCCAACAGUUCAUGUCCUUUCAUGGGACACCAUGCUGACCAAUUUAAAGUGCCCAAUGGAGUGGAUAAGAUGAGGUUCCAACUGAACACAGGCUAUGCUCGGCCCUUCUCACGUUAUCGCUAUAAGGUGACCGUCACUAUUGAUGGCUCUCAAACCAAUAAAGGAUACUUCAAAGUGGCUUUAUAUGGUGUUGAUGGAAAUACUCGCCAGUAUCAGAAUUACAAUGGCACGCUGUCACCUGGUAGUACCUAUGAGCUCCUCAUCGAUGUUGAAAAGGACGUUGAUGAAUUGACUCAUGUAAAGUUUAUAUGGAACAACGAUGCAUUAAUCCCUUUGCGGCCUAAAUUUGGUGCCACUCAAAUCAUAGUGCAGAGAGGCCGGGACAGGAAAACGUUCAAGUUCUGUGGAAGUGAGCAGGUGCAAGAGAAUGUCCUUCAGACCCUGUGUCCCUGCCAGUGAUGUAAAUUCAGAUAAUCACAAAUUUAAGGUUUGAAUAUAACAUCUCAAUAAAGGAUCUACCAUA